AUGUCUCAACCCGUCCCUGAAGCCGCAUAUAUCAACGGCCACCACGAAUCCGUACUGCGCUCGCACAACUGGCGCACCGUAGAGAACUCCGCUGCAUAUCUCCUGAAAUCCAUCCGCCCCGACAUGCACGUCCUGGACGUCGGAUGUGGCCCCGGGUCUAUUACGAUCGAUUUUGCGCGCCUCGUCCCGCAAGGCCACGCUGUGGGUAUCGAGAAUACGUCCGAUGUGCUUGCAGAGGCCCGUACAUCUGCAUCAGCUCAGGGCAUCACGAAUGUCGAGUUCCGCAUCGGCGAUGCGCUCGCGCUCGACUUCCCCGACGGUACAUUUGACGUUGUGCAUGCGCACCAGGUGCUGCAGCAUGUCCCCGACCCGGUCCUUGUGCUGAGCGAGAUGCGUCGCGUUACGAAGCCUGGCGGGUUCGUUGCCGUGCGCCAGGGCAACUUCGGGAACAUGUCGUUUUUCCCGGAAGACCCGGUCCUAGAUGAGUGGAAGGAGACACACAUGGCUGUCACGCGUGCGCUCGGGGGUGAGCCGAGCGCGGGUUGCAGGCUGGUGUCGUGGGCGAUGCAGGCAGGAUUCCCGCGCGAGACAAUCACGACGACGGCGAGCGCAUGGUGCUACAGCACGCCCGAGGAGCGUGCUUGGUGGGGCAAUUUGUGGGCAGACCGGGUGCAGUUGUCCGCAUUUGCGACCAAGGCAGUCAAGGGUGGCUUUGCGACGCAAGAGAAAUUGGACAUGUUCUCGCAGGCGUUCCGCCAGUGGAUGCAGCAGGAAGAUGGCUGGUACGCGCUGCUGCACGGAGAGAUCCUUUGCCGCGUUUGA
Postia placenta MAD-698-R-SB12 is the source of this 822-nucleotide messenger RNA. RefSeq lists its product as hypothetical. Bases 1 to 822 code for a protein of 273 amino acids. NCBI's taxonomy places the organism in Eukaryota, Fungi, Basidiomycota, Agaricomycetes, Polyporales, Adustoporiaceae. Gene Ontology annotation, molecular function: methyltransferase activity. The record is from RefSeq and is a predicted model, not a curated record. The transcript has a single exon.